GAUUGAACGCGCACCAGUUGCAGACCUACCUCACCUUUCCUAGCAUUACCAGUUCUACUAGCAGACUUGUAUAGACAAGAGUAGUAAAAUACUCGAACGGUACUUGGGAGAUCGUAUUGAUAAUUAUAUCGUAUAAUAAUGGAGUUCAACAACCAUUAUGAUGAGGUACAGAAGACCGUCAAUGACGCGUCGCCAACCACAGAGGAACGCGUGGAAGUCGCCGACACAUCAGCGUAUAAACUAAAAUUUGGUCGGCAUGAAGCUCAUAAACGUCAUGAUACUAUGGGCGAAAUAGUCCAAAACGGUACUGAUACUAUGAAAUUUAAGUACAAUCACGACAACGAUUUUGUUGAUAGCCGGUUUAAAGAAUUGAUCCCACAUCCUGAAGUUGUUGGUGUACUUCAAACUGAUAAAUAUGGGAAUUCUGUGAAGCGGGAUCUCAAAUUCCAUCACAGCACUCUAUGAUUGUACGAUGUGAAGGUGGUUGCUGAUCCUGUAAAGUGCAAAUUUCUUAUCAAUUAUCUUAAUGACGAUAUUACAUUAAUG
Rhopalosiphum maidis (corn leaf aphid) is the source of this 546-nucleotide messenger RNA. RefSeq lists its product as uncharacterized. Bases 139 to 465 code for a protein of 108 amino acids. The transcript is spliced from 6 exons. Lineage: Eukaryota; Metazoa; Arthropoda; Insecta; Hemiptera; Aphididae. The record is from RefSeq and is a predicted model, not a curated record.